CGUUACCAGCGGAGGUACAGCGGCGGUGCGCCGUGCGCUCCGGAGUCUCCAUAAAAGUUAGUGCGCACAGAGCUGAGCUGUCAGACUGGGGAGAGACGCGGCGGAGCAGAGACUGCAGACUCAAGUGAUUGAUCAGGAUCGAUCCCACUUUGAGAAAUUAAUACAUUCAUCUCCAGUGUGUGGUCUGAUCCUCUGGGUGACCAUCAGCCACCAAAGACGCACCAACAGGACGCAAUUAAAAGCUGAUUGAGUCCAAACAGGCUGCGGGUUGUUUCUGGACUAUCACGGAAUAAAAAGAGGGGAGCUUUGGAUGCGGGAGGAUCUCGGCUGUGCGGUGGAUGAGAUGCCCACGGUGCCGCGCCACAAGACGAAUACUCGUGUGUGAUUGUGACAAGGCUGUUUGAUUUCAUCCGGACAAAAACGAAGCACCACUCCCGUUUUUUUUCUUCUUCUCCUCGCCAAUCCAAAUGUCUCCACAUCACAGACACGCCACUGGAUUGUAGCAGCAGCCCCACCGAUGGUUUGAGAGGGCGUUAAGGUGCGGGAAGGGAGUGGGACAAUUACAGGAUGAGUGAGCGAUACACGCCGAUCGGAUGUAAAGGGGCUCUACUUGUAAUGGUGCUUGUGAUCAGUGUCUGGGAGAUGACCGUACCAACAGAAGGAGCUACAGCAGUGCACCAUGUCCGAACAGGCACCUGCGAGGUGGUGGCGUUGCAUCGCUGCUGCAACAAGAACAAAAUCGAGGAGCGGUCACAAACUGUGAAGUGCUCCUGCUUUCCCGGGCAAGUGGCCGGCACCACCAGAGCUGCCCCGUCCUGUGUAGAUGCCUCUAUAGUGGAGCAGAAGUGGUGGUGUCAGAUGCAUCCGUGCCUUGACGGGGAGGAAUGCAAAGUUCUUCCUGAUCUGAAGGGCUGGAGCUGUGCUACAGGGAACAAGAUCAAAACUACUAAGAUUUCUGCCGACAGAGACCAGCUUUGGUAACGUCAGAUGCUUCGCAGUGCAGUCCAGGUGAACCAACAGGUCCGGUCUUUGUCGGAUCAUCAAAAGAGAAGUAAUGCAAAGGACCUUUCUGUAAAUAGAGACUUCCUUUCUUCUGGACUGCAAUUAAUCUUUGAAAGAACUCUGAAUGCUUCUUCUUGAACUCUAUGGACAUCAAGCCCUGAUCAUUCAGCUCUUCUUUUUGGAGGACUCCAUAUGAUUAGCCUUAUGGGACCACAGGAUUUAUUCUCUGACAUUGUACUGCUUGUAGUGGGAUACAACGGUGAACUUUGCCUAUGUGUUGAUUUCUAGAGUAAUAUGUCCUCUACGGGGGAUUUGCAUCACAGGUUGACUGGAGAGAAUGGCAGGUCAGUGUGUUGUAAGCAUCGCAAAUAUUCAAUACAAAAUGUGAUUUUGUUUUCUCAGUCGAUUGUGGCUUUCUUCUCUAACAACGUGUAGUUUCAAAGGUUCAGAUAAAGAUUAAAAUACGUGGCUGAGCA
Epinephelus lanceolatus (giant grouper) is the source of this 1478-nucleotide messenger RNA. RefSeq names its product chemokine-like protein TAFA-2. The record is from RefSeq and is a predicted model, not a curated record. Gene Ontology annotation, molecular function: receptor ligand activity. NCBI's taxonomy places the organism in Eukaryota, Metazoa, Chordata, Actinopteri, Perciformes, Serranidae.